AUGAGGCGAGCUAAAGGGUUGGUGUUUUCGUCGUCCUCGGAUAGCGACGACGAUGUGGGUAUCGUGGAGUGCUCCGGUGAGAGGAAGCGGGCGCAUACUAAAAGCCCGGUUGGCAACAACAAGGAAACUUGCUCUCCACCGGCCAAGGGUAAGCCGAAAAAGGCGGCUUCUCAUGUGGUAGGGUUGGAGGAGGCGGAGGGAGAGUUGCGGCGUCAGAACGCUUGCUCUCGCCUUGCAGAGAGGAUUGUGAGGUCAUCCGGGGAGGAGGAGUUGGACGAUGUUAUUCUCCUUGGCAUUCCUGAGAUAAAGGAGCGGACGGCUGUGCGGGUUCGUCGCAUUUUUGAAAUUGCGGCGAAGUCGGGCAACCUCAAGGGUGAGUUCGUCCGCGACCUAAAGGUUGCGGCCAAGGAGGUGAAUGAGAUCGUGGAGGAUCUCGCGGAGAGAUGCCUGGGAGGGGAUGAGGGGAGGCGUCUCCUAAGGGACAAUGUUCGCCUGAGGGCCCAGGUAAAAGACCUUGGUCUGGAGCUUGCGGCCCUUAGGAGGGAGUUCAAUGAGCGCACUGCGCACUUAGCGCAGACAAAGGGACACCCCGUGUCGGUGGAGGGUCCCUCCACUCCAGAUGCCCUCCGUCAAAUGAUGGAGGGGCUGUUGGAUGGGGUGAAGGAGAGCCUAAUGGGGAGGUGA
Messenger RNA from Pieris macdunnoughi, 684 nucleotides. Lineage: Eukaryota; Metazoa; Arthropoda; Insecta; Lepidoptera; Pieridae. The record is from the annotation of a GenBank genome assembly.